Molecule: messenger RNA, 2091 nt
Organism: Kwoniella mangroviensis CBS 8507
Lineage: Eukaryota; Fungi; Basidiomycota; Tremellomycetes; Tremellales; Cryptococcaceae
Exons: 9
Coding region: 1-2091 (696 amino acids)
Cellular component (GO): plasma membrane
Source: RefSeq, a predicted model, not a curated record
AUGAAAUUGAUAACUCUUGCUGUCACAGUAGUAACCUGUGUCACCACAGCCAACGCACAUGUUGCCUUGUGGGAUAAAGGCAUGUUUGGGCUAAAUUACCCAUAUCAAGCCAAUGACCCGCAGAACAACAACUACAACAAUAACGAACCCGUCAACCCCUUAAGACAAACCGACGCCCGUACCACCGCUCAAUGGUUCGGACAUGGUCUUUUGGGGUAUCCACCCAAGUCAGGAGACUUUAUGACUCUUCCUUCCGGUGGAACAUACAAUGGAGAGGUCAGUUGUAAUCGUGGUCAAACGACCUUGGGUAAUCCAAAUGAUAAGACCGCAAAGUACAAAUACGCUUGUAAACCUGAUAACGGACAAUAUUCCGGUGUAGGAGCUUUACACGUGAUGAAUACGUAUAACGGCACUGUCGACAACAAGUGGUUUGGAGGAACCGCCUUAGCUAUAGCUUAUACCUCCGAUGUCAGCAACUUGAAGCCUAAUGACUUCACAGUCAUCAGCGUGAACCAGAACUCCGUAUGGGAACGUCAGAUCAGCUAUAAGAUACCAUCGGGAAUGCCACCUUGCCCUUCUGGCGGAUGUCUCUGUUCGUGGAACUGGAUACAUCAAGGUGGACAUGGGGAAGGCUACCCAUACGAGAUUUACAAUGUCAUCUACCGAUGUACAGUGACUGGUUCGACGAAUUCUGCCAACAAAGUUCAAAGGGGUGCGAUCCCCAAUAAAUGUGAUGGAAAUCCUUCGAACUGCGUCAAAGGUCCCAAGACUCCUAUGUAUCUCUGGCAAGCCGAUGGCAACAAUCUUCCAAAACUGGAUGACCCACCUCUUUAUCGAGACAAUUGGGGAUUCGCCGAUGGUGCUCAGAACGAUAUCUUCACCCCAGCUGCCACUCCUGCUACCACCUCAAACCCUAAAGCAUCCGCCACUUCCCUCCCAUCAGGAUGGUCUUCAGUAGGAUGUAUGGUCGACAACACCAACUCUCGAGCUCUUCCCGGUGUCUCUUCCACCAACGUUAAUAACAAUACCAUCCAGGGGUGUGCGUCUUCGUGUGCAAGUAAAGGAUACCUUUUCGCGGGAGUGGAAUACGGACAAGAAUGUUGGUGUAGUAAUACCGCCACCUUGACCUCUGCAAUAAGUACCGACUGUAAUAUGGUUUGUCCCGGUGAUAUUUGGAGUACCUGCGGUGGCGGUAGUAGAAUCAACGUCUAUCGAAGUGCGAAUGCUCCUACAAAUGGUCAACCGACUCCCUUACCCGACUCGUCGUUACCCUCAGGCUGGUCAAGUCUCGGUUGUAUGGUCGAUGAUCAAUCGAAUCGAGCUCUGAAUGGAGGUUCCACAACGUCUUCAAGCAACACCGUUCAGUCCUGCAUUGCCUCAUGUGCAUCGAAGGGUUUCACCUAUGCGGGUGUAGAGUACGGUCAAGAAUGUUGGUGUGGGAAGACUGCUCGUCUGACUGCUGCAAGCUCAGGGUGUGAUGUAGCAUGUAGUGGAGACAAGUCUCAUGUUUGCGGAGGAAGUAAUCGACUCAAUGUCUAUGUUGCCAAGUCUGCUACGAGCAGUACGAGUACAUCAUCUUCGGCUUCUUCUGUCAAACCUACGACCGCCUCUUCAACUUCCAAAGCACCUGUCGCAACUUCGACCACUUCAAGCAAAGCCACCACUUCGACUACCAUUAGCAAAGCCUCUACCACCACCACCAAGGCCUCUUCGACCUCUUCGUCCGCACCAUCAGCGACUACUUCCUUGCCAGCAGGAUGGGUAUCUCGAGGCUGUUAUGUGGAUUCAUCCUCAGCACGUGUAUUAGACGGAAACGUAUUUGAGUCCCAGUCAGGUAUGACAUACGCCUCUUGCAUCAAUAUUUGUACUGGCAAAGGAUACUCUUAUGCUGGAUUAGAAUAUGGUUCUCAGUGUUUCUGUGGCAACAACCUCGUCAAGCCUACGUCCGUAACCACCGGCUGUGACAAACCUUGUGCGGGUGAUUCCAAAAACAUGUGUGGUGGUUAUAACAGGAUUACCGUCUUACAGAAGACUUCGACGGUUAAAGCUAGACAUGAGUGGUCACCUAGAGGUGGUAGGCGUCAUCAUUAA